AAAUAGAAGAAAAUACAAAGCAUUAAACAUGUUAACAACACAAAAGCCAUAUUAAACGCAGACUACUUUAGGCCCGGAAGUAGGAUUCGUCGCGUCAUCACUGAACAACCGGAUUGGCUGUUCGGUGUCCAGACGCUGUAAUCAGGGUUCAGCUGUGUCUAGGCCACAGACACACGGAGCGCUGAGGAUAAGGUAACUAAAAAUGUUGCUGUUCUGUUAAGAACACUUUAGUCCUAAUGAUCUAUAAGUGUCCAGAAGCUCUCGCAGGUAAGCUCAUACAGAAAAAAGGGAAAAAAUCAGCAUAAAAAUCAAUAAAAGAAGCAAAGCAUUUGAAGAGCAAAGAGAGGAAGCCUCCACACUCAUGAAAGGGGCGGAGAAAAUAAGUAUAAAUACUUAUUUAAUAAAAGCUCACAAAAUACCACUAAUAAAAGGCCGGUUAGAAUAAUGUAUUUCCCACAAAUCACUGCCUCUGUUUUUGUCUCUGUCACUGCAGGACCAACGUGGAUCGAGAAGUCAGCGCUCUCAGGAGGCCGACAAUGUCGUUGAAGAAAGAAGUGGAAGAAAAAAAUGCAACCGUGAUGAGUUUGGGAAAGAUUUUACUGUGAAAGCUUCCCUAAAAAUGCAUCAGGUCAUCGACACCGGAGAGAGACCAUUCAGCUGUGGAGACUGUGGAAAGUCUUUUACCACGUCUGGAAGCUUAAAAAAACACCAACUAAUCCACACUGGAGAGAGACCAUUCAGCUGUGGAGACUGUGGAAAGUCUUUUACCACGUCUGGAAACUUAAAAACACACCAACUAAUCCACAGUGGAGAGAGACCGUUCAGCUGUGGAGACUGUGGAAAGUCUUUUACCACGUCUGGAAGCUUAAAAACACACCAACUAAUCCACACUGGAGAGAGACCGUUCAGCUGUGAAGACUGUGGAAAGUCUUUUAUCCACUCUGGACACUUAAAAAGACACCAACUCAUCCACACUGGAGAGAGACCAUUCAGCUGUGGAGACUGUGGAAAGUCUUUUACCACGUCUGGAAGCUUAAAAACACACCAACUAAUCCACACUGGAGAGAGACCGUUCAGCUGUGACGAGUGUGGAAAGUCUUUUACCACGUCUGGAAACUUAAAAUCACACCAACUCAUCCACAGUGGAGUUAAAGCGUACACCUGUGAUCAGUGUGGCAGAGCUUUUACUCAAGGUAACAACUUACAGAGUCAUCUAGUUACCCACUCUGGAAUUAAGGCGUACAGCUGUGACAUUUGUGGAAAAACUUUCAGCCGGAUAGACAGCCGUAACAUUCACCUACGCAUUCACACCAGACAUGAUGUGUACAGCUGUGAUCAGUGUGGUAAACGGUUUACUACAAACACAGAGUUACGACGUCACAUGUUUACCCACACUGAGGAACGACCUUAUAAAUGUGACCUUUGUGAGAAGACUUUUAAAUCUCCACAUUACCUGAAAGCACACCAACAGAUCCACACCAGAAAGACUCUACAAGUGCAGUUACUGUGAGCAGAGCGACACAGAUGGAUCAAGUUCUCAACCCUGUCAUCGCUGUGGGAAAGACUUUUGUUGUGACCUUUGUGGAAAAACUUUAAGUCAUUGAAGGACUCUGAAAAUACAUCAACGUAGACACACUGGAGACAAAAUGAACUACUGUAAAGAAUGCGGGAGAGGCUUCACCACUUCAAAGGACUUCAAACAAUAUGAACUCCUUCACAGUGGCGUUAAAAAGCAUGUCUGCGAUCAGUGUGGGUCAUCCUUCAUCAGUGCACGUCAGCUUGAAAAGCAUAAACGAGUCCACACAUGAGAGAAACCAUACAAGUGCAGACACUGUCACAAAACCUUUUCACAAUCAUGUGAUCAUACUAAGCAUGAACGCAGACACACGAAAGAGAACUUCAUCACGGCGCCCCCCGUGUGCGGCAGCCUGUUACAGCAGCAAUUUUUUAUAACUAACGUAUUAGUAAUUAGAUAACAAAUUUCCCACGUGUGGGACUAAUAAAGGUCUUAUCUAGGAAAGAGUUUGAGUAAUCUCAGUUCAUACUCCACUCAGAAACGAUUCCAUGUUACAAAUAAACUGUUACGUCUUGAUUCCUGCUUUUACGUUAAUCUUGUAAACAGUACAUUUGCAUAACGACUGAAACCGGCCCAAUGAAUGAACAAUGGGCUGUGAGGUCAAUUUCUUCAUCAUUAAUAUGCAAAUUCUUAUGAGCAUUGAUCAACAACCACUGGUCAAUGGCCAUGAGUACCAUUCACAGAGUAAAAAUUUGCAUAAUGAUUAUGAAGUUUACUGUUACCAAUGAUCAAAAACAUUUACUAAAUUAUCUUCUCUGUGCAAACAUCAGCGUGAUGCAGGACUGAAA
This is a messenger RNA of Oreochromis niloticus (Nile tilapia), 2364 nucleotides long. RefSeq names its product gastrula zinc finger protein XlCGF7.1-like. The transcript has 2 exons. Gene Ontology annotation, biological process: regulation of transcription by RNA polymerase II. NCBI's taxonomy places the organism in Eukaryota, Metazoa, Chordata, Actinopteri, Cichliformes, Cichlidae. The coding region runs from base 620 to 1510 and encodes 296 amino acids. Gene Ontology annotation, molecular function: DNA-binding transcription factor activity, RNA polymerase II-specific; RNA polymerase II cis-regulatory region sequence-specific DNA binding. The record is from RefSeq and is a predicted model, not a curated record.